CUCGAGUUUGAGUACCUGGACAAAAGUCUUAUGGUUUAUAUGAAGGAACAUAAUUUCAGACCUCUCCUUCUGAAAGAGAUAAGACCAAUUGUGCAGCAGAUUGCCCAUGCACUAAAACACUUGAUGGCUGCAGGGAUUGUCCAUGCAGACCUCAAGUUGGACAACGUCAUGUUGGUUGAUCAGCUGCGGGAGCCCUUCAGGGUCAAAGUAAUCGACUUUGGACUAUCGCGUGAGGCGUCAGAUGCCAAGUUGAAGACAUACAUUCAGACCCGUCCAUACCGAUCUCCAGAGAUCUUGUUGGGGCAUCCCUUCAACGAAGCCAUAGACAUGUGGUCCCUAGGCUGCAUGGCUGCUGCUAUGUACCUCGGGACCCUCCUUUACCCUGGUUUGGGUGACUAUGACAUGGUACACAUAUUACUUGAAGUGCACUGUUUUUAG
This is a messenger RNA of Paralichthys olivaceus (Japanese flounder), 438 nucleotides long. Its product is annotated as homeodomain-interacting protein kinase 1-like. Gene Ontology annotation, cellular component: cytoplasm; nucleus. Gene Ontology annotation, biological process: peptidyl-serine phosphorylation; peptidyl-threonine phosphorylation. Gene Ontology annotation, molecular function: protein serine/threonine kinase activity; ATP binding; protein tyrosine kinase activity. The record is from RefSeq and is a predicted model, not a curated record. NCBI's taxonomy places the organism in Eukaryota, Metazoa, Chordata, Actinopteri, Pleuronectiformes, Paralichthyidae.